Messenger RNA from Ctenocephalides felis (cat flea), 972 nucleotides. RefSeq names its product parkin coregulated gene protein homolog. The transcript has a single exon. Lineage: Eukaryota; Metazoa; Arthropoda; Insecta; Siphonaptera; Pulicidae. The record is from RefSeq and is a predicted model, not a curated record. Gene Ontology annotation, molecular function: Hsp90 protein binding; Hsp70 protein binding. Bases 226 to 963 code for a protein of 245 amino acids.
UCAACUAGUAUCGACCAAACAGCAAAGUAGGCCACUCGCGAUAUGUCAUCAAAAUAAACAGUAUACUUCAACUUUCUAAAAAAAAUCCCAUAACCGGUCCAAAAAAUAAACUAAUUUCCAUUUUCAAAAACCGACAUACCCCGAAACCCCGACAGUGUUCUAAUGAAGCCCGUGAUGUGAUUUAGUGAAAAAUUUUGACAGCCGUCAAUUGCAAUACGAUACAAAAUGGUGACAGGACGCGAAUACAGGAUUUCUUUGCGUCGGUGCAUGCCGUCGGCGAAAUGUGGUCCUUCGAAACGUGUGGUGCCGGCUUUUACCAUACAAGCUUUGCAGCGAAAUACGAGAGUUUUGCGCCCCCCGAGUUCGGGCCUGGCGCGCCAGGAGUCUCCGCCGCCGUCUUUGUUUAGAAAAUACUACCAACGUGGUGACUUUCCGAUAGCCAUCGAGUUCUGUGCAAAUCGCAACCAGAUCGCGUGGAAAGUCAAACCGGAGAAACUGGACUACCACCAUUAUCUACCUAUGUUCUUCGACGGAUUGUGCGAGGUGAAGCAUCCUUACAAGUUUUUUGCACGCCAAGGCAUCUUCGACAUGGUGGAAGCUGCACCAGAAAAAGUCUUUCCGGUGCUGCCCCAAUUGAUUCUACCCAUAAAAAAAGCUUUCAACACCCGCAACGCCGAUGUCAUGUGCACAACUUUGAGGGUUUUGCAGCAUCUGGUGACCGCCGAAGAGCGCAUCGGACAGGCCCUUGUCCCUUACUACAGGCAAAUCUUACCAGUUUGCAACAUGUUCAUAGAGGACAACGUCAAUCUUCUGGAUGAGAUCGAUUUUGCUUACUCCAAGGGCGAAAGGGUCGGCGAUCUGAUCCUGGAGACUUUGCAGAUUUUGGAACGCUACGGCGGCGAAGACGCCUUCAUCAAUAUUAAAUACAUGGUCCCGACGUACGAAUCGGCGGUGCUCAACUAGAACCUAUAU